ACGGUGAAAAAUUUACUUUUACUCAAUCUCGGACUGUGCUACGCAUUGGCUUCGAUCGUCAUCCCAGCUUUAACAGGCAUUCGAAAUGAAUACAAUCGCAACGAACGUCUUUCGAUUUCACAAGAUCAGGCAUCUUGGUUAGGAAGUAUGGUUUUUCUUAUCCAACCAUUGGGGAGCAUUCUAUCGGCGGUAUUAACAGAUCCAUUGGGUCGAAUUAAAACGAUGAUCCUCGUGAACAUUCCUUUUGCAAUUGGAUGGUUUCUAAUGUACCGAGCCAGUGCUGUUUGGGAGAUUUUUGUUGGAAUGGGUCUGCAAGGACUGGCCAUUGGCUUGUUGGAAGCUCCCAUUUUAACCUAUCUCGGUGAAAUUUGCGAGCCGGCAACACGCUCAAUUUUACUUGGAUACACUUUGAUUACUUUCACAUUUGGAAUGUCCAUUAUAUUCGUGAUGAAUACAUUUAUGGCGUGGCGAAUGGUGGCCAUGAUUUGCUUUGGUUUGCCCUUUAUAACGGCGAUUGCACUUUGUUUCAUUCCCGAAACACCACAGUGGUUGUUAUCGAAAAAUCGUGUGGCCGAUGCUGAAAAGUCGCUUCGUUGGUUGCGCGGUUGGGUGUCAAGUGAAGUGAUCGCACAAGAAUUCCACGAUUUAAAGCGGCACAGUGAAAGUUUUAAAUCAUGCAACGAAUGUAUCAAACAAGAUGUAAAGUGUCCUCAUCCUCCGCCGACGAUGCGAGAGAAGCUCGCUGAAAUGAAGAGGAAACGUACGAUCAAACCAUUUGCGAUUGUUGUAAUUCUAUUCGCUCUGUCUCACAUGACCGGUGUGCUGACAAUGCGGCCAUACAUGGUGCAGGUUUUCAAAGCCUACGAAAGCCCGAUCGCACCAGAUCGAGCAGCGAUGAUCAUGAGUCUUCUCGACAACGUCGCACAACUAGCAUUCAUGUGUCUCGUUCAUUACACGGGCAAGAGAAAACUUUAUUUAAGCAUGGUAUUUGGUUUGGUGGUUUGCACACUUGUGAUCACUUCCUAUGGAUUUAUCUUCUUACCACAAGGUUUCAAUUCCUUCGAUUAUGCACAUCACUCAAAUUUUCGAGUGGAAUGCAAGGGUGUCAGCUAUAUUCCAUUGAUUUUCCUCUAUCUAUGGAGUUUCUUCUCGUUUUGUGGAUUCAACGGAAUGCCUUGGAUAUUACUAUCUGAAAUGUUCCCAUUUAAAUCUCGCGGCAUUGCAAGCGGUAUGGCAGCUGCUUUCUAUUACUUAUUGGGUUUCAUUGCCAAGAAAACAUAUUACGAUUUGGAAGUGUCAAUGUCACUGCCUGGCAUCACACUAUUCUACUGUAUUAUUUCUCUCUUUGGAUUGAUUUCAACGUACUACAUUUUACCCGAAACGGAAAAUCGCACGUUGGAAGAGAUUGAGUUGCAUUUUAUGGACAAUUCCAAAAAGAUCAUUGAUUGGAAAAUUGAAUCAAACACAGCAGAGCUAAACAAGAGGAAGAAUAACAAGAAUAAAUCUGGCUUUGACAACAGAGGCUUUGAGACGGAAUGCUCAAAAGUUUGAUCACCACAUUCAUUGGUAUAUUUUUCCGUUAAGUAAAGUUUAAGGUCCGA
Molecule: messenger RNA, 1601 nt
Organism: Sitodiplosis mosellana (orange wheat blossom midge)
Lineage: Eukaryota; Metazoa; Arthropoda; Insecta; Diptera; Cecidomyiidae
Product: facilitated trehalose transporter Tret1-like
Exons: 6
Coding region: 148-1551 (467 amino acids)
Biological process (GO): transmembrane transport
Cellular component (GO): membrane
Molecular function (GO): transmembrane transporter activity
Source: RefSeq, a predicted model, not a curated record